Messenger RNA from Sabethes cyaneus, 1761 nucleotides. RefSeq lists its product as uncharacterized. The record is from RefSeq and is a predicted model, not a curated record. NCBI's taxonomy places the organism in Eukaryota, Metazoa, Arthropoda, Insecta, Diptera, Culicidae. The transcript has a single exon. Gene Ontology annotation, molecular function: catalytic activity. Bases 1 to 1761 code for a protein of 586 amino acids.
AUGGAAGCCCCUUCUGGCCACGAUACAGUUAAGCCAUCUGCCGUUCUUCAUGAGCCUGCAUGCAACAAUGUAAUAGUAUCCUGCCAACAGAGUCAUCCCGGCCCUGUAUCCGGUGGUUUGGAAGGGGCCUUCCAGCCUGCUAUCUCAGGCAAGUAUCUGUGCAUUCCCGACUUCUCUCGCCCUGAUGUUUGUCGAAAUUUCAGACGCACUGUGGACAGCAUCCUGGAAGAUCCCGUCGAGUCUUCAGCUAGUUCCUCUCUGACUGUCGCCAAAGGUUCCAGCCGUAACGUCACCUCUCCUACACCGGCCGAAAUUCCUCAUCCCGAUAGGCCAAUAUCAACUUCAUGCAUGUCGAGUGCAACCGAGGAAUCACUGCUGUUAUACUACCAGAAUGCCUGCGGGAUGAAUACUGUCAUCGACGAUUAUCUUCUCGCCAUCUCAGAAGGUUUCUACGACGUCAUCGCGUUAACGGAGACCUGGCUCGACGACCGCACUCUACAGUCUCAACUCUUGGGACAUGAAUACGAAGGCUUCCGCUGCGACCGCGGUCCUCACAAUAGCUCGAAAAAAACCGGCGGAGGGGUGCUCGUUGCUGUUCGCCGUAGCCUGAAAGCAUCCAGAGUCAACGACGUAGCUUGGAACAACAUUGAGCAAGUCUGGGUAUCUAUAAAGUUGAAGGACCGUAACUUAUAUCUUUGCACCAUUUAUAUUCCACCCGAUCGUACUCGUGACAAAACGCUGAUCGAGUCCCAUCUCAAUUCAGUGUUGAUGAUAGCUGCGAAAGCAAAACCGCGCGAUGAAAUAGUCAUUAUCGGCGAUUUUAAUUUUCCUAACAUUUGCUGGCGCGCCUUUCGGAACGGCUUUACCUACCCGGAUCCUGACCAUUCUUCAUUUCACACCUGCGCUCUCGACCUGCUCGACGGCUACAGCUGCUCAAAUCUGAUUCAGAUCAACUGCAACGCGAAUGAAAAUGGACGCUGUUUAGAUUUAUGCUUCGUUUCCGCCAGUGAAUCUGCUCCUCGGUUGACGAUUGCUCCCGUCCCUCUAGUCAAGCUCGUACCUCACCAUCCUCCACUGGUUCUCUCCCUCCACAACUCUCAAAGACCUGACUACCACGAAACACCUCCUCCAUCUAGUUACAAUUUCCGUCAAGCCGACUACAACGGACUUUUGCUUGCAUUACAAAACUUCAACUGGUCGAUAGUCUUACUUCAACACGACAUUAAUAUUGCAGUCAGCGAAUUCUCCUUGCUAAUGAACCAGCUAAUCGAGCGCUUUGUGCCUAAAUCACGGAGCACGCCUUCUAAACAUCCUCCAUGGCAAACACCGGAAUUACGUCGACUAAAAACUGUAAAAAGGGGUAUUUUCCGGAAACUUUCCGCGAACAGGAAUCUUCACCUACGCGAACAUUAUCAACAUUUGAACCAUGCAUAUAGACGUCUUAGUCGCCGCUGUCACCGCAAUUACACGAGACGUAUGGAAGCUAAACUGAAAUCCGACCCCAAGCGAUUUUGGAAAUUUGUCAACCAGCAACGUAAAGAAUCCAGUCUACCGACUACCCUAGAGUUUGCCGGGGAGACGGCAGAUAAUACUCCCGCAAUCUGUAGACUUUUUGCAACGAAAUUCUCUAGCGUCUUUUGUAAUGAAACACUUACUUCAAGUCAAAUCGACACUGCUGCUAACAAUGUUAUUCCACCGGUCGCGCAAUCUCAUCUAUUGAUUUCGACGACCGUGUUGUACUCUCUGCAACUGCCAAAAUGA